This is a messenger RNA of Oryza brachyantha (malo sina), 3260 nucleotides long. RefSeq names its product transcription factor GTE9-like. The record is from RefSeq and is a predicted model, not a curated record. The coding region runs from base 503 to 2785 and encodes 760 amino acids. Lineage: Eukaryota; Viridiplantae; Streptophyta; Magnoliopsida; Poales; Poaceae. The transcript is spliced from 10 exons. Gene Ontology annotation, molecular function: protein binding.
CGAGGAGGGGGAGGGGGAGGGGAGCAGAAGCGAGGAGAGAGAGAAAGAGAGGCGGAGACGAAGCCGCCGUAAGCCUAGCCGCCUCCUCGCCCGCGCCCCCGCGCGAGGGAGGAAGGCCUAGGGUUCCGCCGCCGCGGCGGGCGGUGCGCCGGCGCCACGGGUGCGUGCCGCUGCGGGAACGCCUCGAGAUCUCGCGGCGGCGGCGGCGGGGGCUGGGGGUGGGGGUGGUGGUGGUGUGGUGGGGCUGCUGCUGCUGCGGCGGCGGUGGUCGGUGAGUUCGCUCGUUCUCUGGCCGUGGGGGCGGGCGGUGCCUAUCGGAGCUGCUUCGGGCCCCCGGAUUCGAGGGUUUUGGUGGGGGCGCGCCGCCUCCUCGGUGGCGGCCGUGGAAUAAGGUACCCUCCCUUCAGGGGUUAGGGUUAGGUUUUGAGGAAUUUUGGUGGAUUUCCUGCCCGGGCGGCGCAUCGGUUGUGAAGAGGCGGGGGUGGCGGGCGGGUUGCGCGCAAUGAUGGGGAAGACGCAGAAGUUCUCCAAGGGCCACCCUCUCGGCUUCGUGCCGGAUUACCGGCACGGCGUGGAGACGGUGGGGGAGUCGAAGGGUUGUGUCGGGAGCCCCGAGCGGAUUGAUUCAGGGAGCUCGUGUGCUGUACCGAAGAGGAAAUGCGGAAUCCCGAGCAGAGAGGAUGGGGGAGAGUUUCCGGGGUUCAAUGUGCCACGGGAUGUCUUCAUGCUGCCGAGGAUGUCGUCUUCGGAUAAAAGGGACCUCGAGAUGAGGUUCCGUAAGGAGCUCGAGCAGGUUAAGGCCCUCCAGAGUAGGCUGUUUUCGAGGCCGACUGCGGUGAGUAUGAAUGGGGCAGCAUCAGCUUCUAGAGAUGUAUUUGCAAAGAAAAGCAAUGGGAAGCUUAAGCGGAGCAAUUCAGUGCAGUCUGACAGAGGAGUGCCACCAUCAGCAGCCCCACCUGUGGUCAGGUCAGCCAACUAUGCAGAAGCGUUUAGACAAUGUAGCAACCUUCUGACGAACCUCUUCAAGCAUCAGUGGUCUACUCCGUUUGUUGUGCCAGUUGAUCCUGUCAAGUUAAACAUUCCUGAUUAUUUUGACAUAAUCAAGAAGCCAAUGGAUUUGGGUACCAUUGAGAAAAAGUUGAAUGCAGGCAUGUACUCUACACCUUGGGAUUUUGCUGCAGAUAUGAGGCUUACCUUUGACAAUGCUACAACUUAUAACCCAAUCAAUAAUGAUGUUCAUUCAAUGGCCAAAACUUUGAGAAAAAUUUUUGAAACUAGAUGGAAGUUUAUCGAAAAGAAGCUUCCUUCACUAGAUGAUAAGCUCUCUGUAAGAAGAGAACCAUCAAAAAAGGGUGCAGUUAAGAAAGAUACCAUUGAGCAAGAUUACCCUUCUGAGAAAAAACACUCAACGAAAGGUGCACACAAGAAAGAUAUCUUUACAAAAGAGAAUGCUGCAACUAAGCCAGUUUCGCAACCAAAGAAGAGAAAAGCCUCUCCCUUGGUUCAGGAUGCUCUUGAAAUACCUGUAGUAGAAGCUGAAAAGGUGAUUGAGGAUGCUCAAGUGGUACAGACUUCUAAGGAGAUUAUGACAGACGAACAAAAGUAUGAGCUAAGCGUAAGACUUCAAUCAUAUGGUGGAUUGAUUCCAAAUCAUAUUGUUGAUUUCAUAAGGAGCCGCCUUCCUGAUGAUAAUGAGGGUGAAGAAGAUGAGUUAGAGCUUGAUAUGAAUGCCCUCAGUGAUAGUACAUUGUUUGAACUACAAAAGCUUCUUGAUGAAUAUGAUAGUGUAAAUCAGUCAGGAAACCCUACAAAAGAUGAGCCUUGUGAGGUUGAGUUUCAAAGUGAAUAUGGAGUCAGCAACUCAUCAGUGCAUCAUGAAGGCAAUGAGGUCAUUGAAGAAGAUGUUGAUAUUGAUGGGAAUGAUACGUAUCCUCCUGCAGUACUUGAAAGUGAAGCACCAGAAAGAAGCAGCAAGCAUAGCACUUCUAGCAGCUCUAGUGGUGGGUCAGAAUCAUCCUCCAGUGAUUCAGAUUCAAGUAGCUCUUCUGGAAGUGAUCUGGAUGUCAGUGUUCCUCGACCAACAAGUGGGGUCAAGGACAACACACAAUCUGUGAUGGAUCAGGAAAACGAUCCAUUGAACACAUCUAAUCCACCAGAACAAAGUAGUGAUCCUGUACCUAUUUCUGCUGACGAUGAGGGGGAGAAUGUGUCUGAGAAACAGGCCCCCCCUGCAAAGAAUUACCGAGCUGCUGUUCUAUUAAACCGCUUUGCUGAUACAAUUUUUAAGGCUCGUGAGAAAACUCUUGAUCAGGUUGCGAAAAAGGACCCCGAUAAACUUCAACAUGACAUGGAGGAGCUUGAAAGGUUACGUAGAGAAGAGAGAGCUCGGUUACAAGCUGAGGCAAAAGCAGCUGAAGAUGCUCGCAAGAGAGCUCAAGCAGCAGCUGCUGCUGAGGCUGCUGCAGAAGCUAAGCGCCAAAGAGAACGUGAGAGGGAAGCGGCUCGUAAAGCCUUACAACAGAUGGAGAAAACUGUAGACAUCAAUGAAGGAAACCUCUUCUUGAAAGAUCUUGAAAUGCUCGGAACAGUUACAACAGGUGAACAGUUUCCCAGUUCGGUUGGUGAGACGAGUCCAUCUCAUACGCCUGAAGGCCUUGGAUUUCAACUAGGCAGUAACCCUUUAGAACAGCUUGGUCUUUAUAUGAAAAAUGAUGACGAAGAGGAUGAGGAAGGUGAGUCUGCAGAUGAACCAACAGUUGAUGUUGAGGAGGGCGAAAUAGACUGACAUCUUACACAGACCAUUUUUGGAUACAUGAGGGGGUCAGGCAUGGCUGGCACGAACAGUGUGACCUUCCUGUCUGCACUGACCUUUGUGAACUGCACUAAUUUUGGGAGCCAAAUGAUAGGAAUGGCAAAUGCGUGUGGGAAACCAGUCCGUCAUGCUGUCACUGUCAAACGAAGUGUAGCUUUCUUGGAAUGAGUCUAUGGCCAGCCAUGAAGUAAUGGUCGUCCACAAGUGCUUUUCCGGAUCUAAUAAUGGGUUGUUUUGGGGGCGAUGGUCUUUUUGAUGAGAGAUAGAGAGGGGAGAGAGGGGGUGGGGGUUCCAUGGCUUUAACACCUUAUGUAUUGGCCAUUUUUGAGAUAGCUUUUUAGUGGGCAUUUGCUGUUGUGAAUGUAAUCUUCAAAACUGUACAAAAAGGACGACUGAUAGAUGGAAAACAUUUUCCUGAGCUAUUUCGUGCCUGUUCUUUCAGAACUUG